Schistocerca serialis cubense is the source of this 2174-nucleotide messenger RNA. RefSeq names its product ELAV-like protein 1. The coding region runs from base 94 to 1263 and encodes 389 amino acids. Lineage: Eukaryota; Metazoa; Arthropoda; Insecta; Orthoptera; Acrididae. Gene Ontology annotation, molecular function: RNA binding. The transcript is spliced from 8 exons. The record is from RefSeq and is a predicted model, not a curated record. Gene Ontology annotation, cellular component: ribonucleoprotein complex.
GCUCCCGGGCUUCAGUUGCAGCAUAGCGUUGUGCGAGUCAACGUGAAACUUCCCAUCGUCUUCUCAGCUCACCUAGAUUUCAUAGAAAGCAAAAUGAUGCAAAAUGGCAUGGACGCAGUGCCCCAACAGAACGGCACUAUGCACACAAAUUCGUCAACGUCUUCAUCUUCAAAUUCACACAAUUCCUCUUCGCAAACUAAUACGGGUGGACAACAAGAAGAAAGUAAGACGAAUUUGAUUGUCAAUUAUCUGCCACAGACAAUGACCCAAGAAGAAAUCCGCUCCUUGUUCUCGUCUAUCGGUGAAGUUGAGAGCUGUAAACUCAUCCGUGACAAAGUUACAGGACAAAGUCUGGGAUACGGAUUUGUGAACUACCAUCGACCUGAAGAUGCAGAGAAGGCCAUUAAUACUCUGAAUGGCUUGCGGUUACAGAAUAAGACCAUAAAGGUUUCAUAUGCACGGCCAAGCAGUGAAGCCAUCAAAGGAGCAAACCUGUAUGUCAGUGGGCUGCCAAAAAACAUGACACAGCAGGACUUGGAAAAUCUGUUCAGUCCAUAUGGCAGGAUAAUUACUUCACGAAUUCUUUGUGACAAUAUCACUGUCCGCCAAUUUGUCAGUGGAGCCGGAGACAGUUUACCCUGUCUGUCUAAGGGUGUUGGCUUCAUUAGAUUUGACCAACGUAUUGAAGCUGAACGUGCAAUCCAGGAACUUAAUGGCACUGUUCCAAAAGGUUCCACAGAAGCCAUCACAGUGAAAUUUGCAAAUAAUCCAAGCAACAACAACAAAGCAAUCCCUCCUUUAGCAGCUUACUUAGCUCCUCAAGCUCGGCGCUUUGGCGGACCGAUUCACCACCCGACGGGGCGCUUCAGGUACAUUCCACUGUCACCACUCUCCAGCACUGGCAAGACCAUGCUAGCCAUAAACAAAGGCUUACAGAGGUAUUCACCGCUAGCUGGAGAUCUGCUUGCCAAUUCAAUGCUACCAGGAAAUGCUAUGAAUGGCUCGGGAUGGUGCAUCUUCGUGUACAACUUGGCACCGGAAACAGAAGAAAAUGUCCUAUGGCAACUGUUUGGCCCAUUUGGUGCAGUACAGAGUGUUAAAGUUAUUAGAGACCUCCAAACCAACAAGUGCAAAGGUUUUGGCUUUGUAACGAUGACAAAUUAUGAUGAAGCUGUAGUAGCUAUCCAGUCACUAAAUGGAUACACUUUGGGAAAUCGUGUCUUGCAGGUGUCGUUCAAAACAAACAAAAGCAAAACCACAUAAGUGGCUGAAAGAACUUGUACAGCUGCUGUCACAUUGGCUGCUGUAGUGCAUUUUGCGUGACCGUGCUAGUCAUAAGCUGAAGCAGGUGAGAAGGCUGCACUUGUUUAAUAAUGAUCACUCUAUGAAACCAGGAAUUGUGGAGCUAAUAAUUGUUGGCAAUUAGUUCAUUUGGUUGCUAGAUUUCCCUUAUCCUCCCUGUUCAUCCUUGUUCCCUUUCCCCAUCAGCCAUUCCAAUCCCUGUGUUCUUCACAGUUCCAUAGAGUUUUUAGUGUCCUUUCUGAAAUAAUUUUUGGAACAAAUGCAGCUUUCCAGAAGGGUUAACUUUCCAGGUGUAUUAUGGUUUUAUUGCCCAAUAAUAUACUUGACUAUAACUGAUAAAACGCAGCCAACUUUGAGCUAGUCAAGACUAGUGCAAGUCAUGUGUUUCCUAAAGAAAGGUGUAUGAGGAGCAAAGUGGCAUUUUAUAAAAUCCUCCUCAUUCUCCUUGGUGGCAAUUCUAGACAUUUUAUUAUGUAAUUUAUUAAAUAUUUUAAUCAGUAAUGUUACUCAAGCUGUGUGCAAACUGGACAUUCGAUACUUCAGUGUCCAGCAUUGCAAGCCAAAGAAUAUGUUGUAAACUAUAUCUUAAGAUAUAUGAAGCAGCUAUUAAUGCUAUCAUUUUGUAGGAAUAUACAAAAUAUGAAAUUUCUCAUUCUGCACACAAUUCUUGUAACAUUGCUGGCCAGAAUGUACUGGCCCAUUCAUAUAUAUAUAUUUUUUUUCUUUCUUUUUGUGUGUGCAACGUUUGCUUUCAUUUUUAACAAAACUUAAUUCACCCAUUUGUUUUUUGAUAUAGUUAACCUGCAUUAUGUAAUUAUUUUCUAAUUUAUGUUGCAUAUGGUUCUUACUUUCUGCCAGAAGUUGGCGAACGC